GUGUGUGGUAACUUUGACUUUCUUUUUGUGGCUGCGCACGCACAUAGCUGCUCGCUUCACCCCACCUUUGUUGUGAGAUUCAGUCGUAAAUGUACCAACGCACCUCCUCGAUCGUCAGCUGUCAGUAAACCAUAUCCGUCGCCGUAGAAGGGCUUAUCGGGCUUGCGCGUGUAAGCUUCGCCGCGCAUUGGUCGUCUGCUGCAGAGAAGCAUACCAUCAAGGACAUCGCUUCGACAGCAUCGCAGAACGCUGCAGACCAGGCACAGAGAAUUCACUCUUCCUUGCGAUGAGAGGCACUGCCAGCAUCGCUAGCCUGACAGGCAGACCAACACGAUUAGCUUGGUCCCGCGACUCGACCUCAGCGGCCAGGAACUGCUCCUGCCGAUACUUUCCCGUCCAAGGCUUGCCGCGGUCUCGACGAGUGGCUGCUGCCAGACAAAGCAUUCACACGACUGGCCGUCCUCUAUCAUCUCCAGCCUCUCCCGGCUCACCAGGCCCGUCGAAUUCAAACGGUGCUGGUCUCUCCGGAUCCUCCAGCGGUGCCUCUCAGUCUCAGCCGGUCGACAUCCGAGCUCGGCAACGGAAACAGACGCGACAGCGAGAGUGGACAGCGGUAGCAGUCGCGGGUGGAGUAGCAACAGCAGGUGCUUGGUACUUGUGGGCAUCUCGCAGAGCUUCAAAGUCCUCUGCCUCUACCAACGCGUCACCGACUCAGAGCACCACAAGCAGAGUCUUCUCGCUCGCUGCUCAUCCUACACCAGUCAGCUUCUCUAUUCCAGUUAGAGGCCCUGAAGGCCUCACCAGCAGGAUCAUCACUGCACUAACUCCUGCAGAGGUGGAGCGGAGACUUCGCCUCAACGAGUGCUCCACAGUCUUGUGCGACCGAGGAGGGGCAGUCGAUCCAACCUCAACCAGCUCUCAAACCUCCGCAGACCCACCGGCGUGCAGCAUCGCCCGUUAUGAUACCAACUUUGUGGCUUCAAACGAUCCCAUCGAAGAUCGGCACGCUGAAGCGGUGGUCAGGAGAGAUACGCAAAUAGCUGGACAAGGCACCGCAGCUGCGAACGGUGAUUUCGGAAGCCUCGGAUUCUUUACGAUUAUGGAUGGUCAUGCUGGGUGGUACACAAGCGAACUCCUUAGCAAGCAGCUCAUCGCAGCAGUUGCGGCAGAACUUGAUGCAGUGUUCCGAGCAUCUGGUCCUUACGCCUCUAUUGCGGCCUCCAAAGCUGCACUUCCCGCCAAGGCUUGGAGGGCGCUGUUUGGUCCUUCCCUCGCAUCAGAAGCUGGUGUUGCAAAUGACCCAGCUCUGGACGCUGAUCCCAGAAUAAUUGCUGGAGCUUUGCAAGCCGCUUUUGUCAGGCUAGACAAGCACAUUGUAGACACGCCGGUAAGGUUGCUGAGGCAGUACGAAGUGGCUAGAGCAGCAUCCUUGAAAUCUGGCGCCGUAGAUGACUUGGGUAGCGCUCCAGCUGGAAGUAGCGCGGUCCAGCCUCAAAGGAGUCUCUCUGCGCUCGCUGGAUCCUUGUUCGGCAUGGCGGGCGGAUUGGGACCCAAGGCAGAGCCUAGCCCCGAAGCUGACGGAGCUGCAGCACUGAGAAAGGCGGGGUACGAGGCACUCUUACCUGCUGCUUCUGGAUCUUGCGCACUGCUUACCUAUGUGGACGGAGCAAGAGGUGAUGUCUAUGUUGCUUGUACGGGAGAUUCUAGAGCUGUUGCUGGGUGGUGGGAUGAGAAGGCGCAAAAGUGGGAAAUCGAAGCGCUCUCCACAGAUCAGACGGGCAGGAAUUUGGCAGAAGUGAAGCGAAUGCAGUCCGAGCACCCAACUUCUGAGGCAGACCACGUCAUCCAGCGUGGACGAGUGCUUGGAGGCCUCGAGCCCACGCGAGCAUUUGGGGAUGCCCGGUACAAAUGGAGCCGAGAUCUCCAGCAAGCUCUGACAUCCUCGCUCAUACCUGGUGGGGGAGGUUUCACCUCGAUCCGGGCGCCGCCCAGAGGUCUUCAGACACCGCCUUACGUCACUGCAAAGCCUGAGGUGACGUGGCGCAAAGCUAGCCAGAAUCAAGGCAACAAGAGACUGAAGUGGAUCGUCAUGGCGACAGACGGCUUGUGGGAUAUGCUCCCGACAGAGGAUGUUGGUGGGCUCGUGGCCGCGCACCUGGACGGCGCGAAGGGGCAGCUCACGGCCAGUGCAUUGCAGAACAGACUGAGUGCUGGAGGGUCAAAGAGUAUGGACAAUGCGACCCAUAGCGCUGCAGCUGCGUCAAAAGGAAACAAUGGACAUCCGCUCAAUCGCACCAAAGAAGCGCAGUACGUUUUUGAGGACUCUAACCUGGCGACGCAUCUCAUCAAGAAUGCGCUUGGAGGAGCUAACAGGGAUAGGGUAGCGGGCUUGCUUGCCAUUCCAGCACCCGACAGCCGUCGAUUCAGAGACGACAUCACAGUCAACGUCAUCCUUUUCGACACGCCCAAACUCUCGCCCGCAGAACCUUCCGCUCAGACUGAUCUGCCGCCAGCAGCUUCGUCACAUUCACCGCAAGAACCCAGAGCUAAAUUGUGAUUGCUAGCGCAACACCGAAUGACACGCUCCGAUUGAAGAUGCCCUCUUCCAGCUUGUCUUGUGCUACGUUCUUUCCGCUCGGACUGAUCUGCCGCCCGCAGCUUCGUCACAUUCAUCGCAAGAAUCCAGAGCUGAAUUGUGAUUGCUAGCGCAGUCAUGGG
Messenger RNA from Ceraceosorus guamensis, 2718 nucleotides. RefSeq names its product protein serine/threonine phosphatase 2C. The transcript has 4 exons. NCBI's taxonomy places the organism in Eukaryota, Fungi, Basidiomycota, Exobasidiomycetes, Ceraceosorales, Ceraceosoraceae. Gene Ontology annotation, biological process: protein dephosphorylation. Gene Ontology annotation, molecular function: protein serine/threonine phosphatase activity. Bases 287 to 2557 code for a protein of 756 amino acids. The record is from RefSeq and is a predicted model, not a curated record.